Molecule: messenger RNA, 2010 nt
Organism: Cuscuta europaea
Lineage: Eukaryota; Viridiplantae; Streptophyta; Magnoliopsida; Solanales; Convolvulaceae
Source: the annotation of a GenBank genome assembly
CCUCCAUCAGUUUACUUGACGGUUUUGCCGUCGCCACUCACUCCUAUCUCUUCCUCCCCUACCAGUGUACGGUUUUGUUCCCCUACUGGCCCCCUUAUCACUUGGCUUCCAUUUUUUUUGAAGAUCUCCCCAAGCCGCCGCAAGAAUUGUUCCCUGCAAACUAUUGCUACCCCAGUCAAGCCAUACUUAAGCCUCUAGUAUCGAGGAACAGGGGUCUCCCCCUUGAAGCCCUCCUGAAGAGACCGACCGCCCAAAAUGCCCCCUACUUGGAUUGGAUUGUGCCUUGCCAGAAUUUGCCCCCCGUCCUCACCGGAUCUCUUCCCCAGGUGCCUUCGCUUGAUAUAGCCGCCAUGUAAUUGACGCCCUGAUCCCCAUCCAAUUGUCCGAUGCAAACCAUAAUUCCAAACAGAUGGAAAACCCACUCCAAGAGCAGAGACAAGCCUGGUAUCGACUUAUCAAUCCAAAAGAGAAACGAAAUCUAGAAAAAAUCACCCUAACCAAACAUAUGCCGAAGCAUAAGCAGCGGAACCUUCAAACCUUAGAGAUGGUAAGAGACUGCUUUUUAGUGACGAGCCAUUUAAUGUCAUAGAUUGAAGUAAAUAAUUGUAUAAUGUAAACAUAAGACUAUAGAUUUUAUAUUCUCAAAAUGAGAAAUGGAUGGGAUGAAGCUUUGAUUAUUGCAUGUCCUUGGUAGCUAUAUUCUGGGAAAUCAAACAUCAACAAAACUCCUAGCUAUGUACAUCCAUUUGGCAUAUAAUAUCAACAAGUUCAAUACAUAUCCAUGGAGGAUGUUGUAUGGGAUGAUUUACAAAAAAAGGUAAGGAAGUGUGCAAGUGUUCUUUACCAAGAGCCGAGUGUAAGAUUUACUUUUUCAGGAUAUCUAUUUGUGUUGCAAAUCUGGGCAUAUGAGACAUUUCUAGGGCUUGAAAAAUCAAAAGUGUGUGUGAGGAGGGCAGGAUCAAAGUUGUGGCCUAGGACAGUGCAAUUGUCAGGUCCUGCUAAGCCUUCACACAAAAUACUUGAUGAUGUGAUAUUUAAAAAUGAGCAAGUGCAAUAUGUAAAAAGCUUCAAUGUAUGAAUUGUAUUUUUUUAAUGUAGUAUAGUAAUGUUUUAACGUUAUGUUUGUAGGUAGAAUAGGAAGAAAUUAAGCUCACUCAUACAGAGAUGAAGAUGGACUUGGUGAGUAAAACAUGCACAAUUGAUGGUAAUGAAAUCGAUGUUAAGGAUGGAAGUGAAAGUAAUGAUUUUGAAGAAGGGGUCCCAGGAAAGUGCUACACAAGACAGUAAAGAGUGGUACUAAAGGUGUAAAGAAUAAGGUGACUGCAAGAAGAGCGAGUGGAAAUAUUAAAAAGACAAGUACCAUUGAUGAGAAGGAAUUAAAAUGAUACACAAUAUAAUGGCAACAGUCGCUUUGUAAUGAAAAAGAAUAAAAAGACUAGAAUUGAAGGUGGAAAAGCUGUGUGAGUUGCAAAUGAAGCAAUUUAGCAUGUUGAAGAAAGCUUUAGCGAGUAGAGGCAGAAUGUGGAAGAUUAACAGGAUGAAGAAAGUGUCCAGGAAAGCCGAGAAGAAAGAUAAGGAAGCAAUGCCGAGUUUUGACUUGUAAUUGGAUUUUAAUGAAGACGUGGUAGAGGACAAUGAGCAAGAUGGUAAUGAACUUGGUUCUGAGAGAGAAGACGUGGUUGAUGCGAUGGUUGAAGAUGAUGUCGAAUUGACACAGAAUGACAUGUUCAAGGACAUUGAUGGAAGAAUGAAUACGCAACAACUGGUAAUGGAGGUGGAUUUGAUUGAAAAAAAAUAUGAGGUCUCAUAUGACAGAGCAAGAAUAGCAGCAUGAUUUUCAGAGCAAUGAAGAAAUUGGAGUGCUGGAUACACAACAGCUAUGUGCUGAGGUUGAUAUAAUUUUUGCGCAAUUCAUGGGCAAUGACAAGAUUCCACAAGGAAGUGAAAAAGAUAGUGAAAAGGCCAGUGGACUAGAUGUAAAUGAAAGAGAAGUGGUCACCAUUGACAAGG